AUGGUAACCGAGCAUUUCGAUUUGAUGCUUGGCGAUUUCGGGCUCGUUCGAGAGAUUGAUCCGGCCGCUAAUUCGACGUUAACUCAUACUGGAACAAAACUAUACAUGUCACCCGAAAUAAGCAAACCCAUUCGACCAAGACCUGACGAGAGAAAGUUUGAUAUCUUGAUGAAAAGCGACCUCUACUCGAUGGGACUCGUGCUUUGGGAGAUCAUCGAGAGAAGAAAAAUCUGUUCUGUGAGCGCUUUCGAUUGUUGGGAUAAAUUGGUCGACGAUCUCUGGAGUGACGCUUUUGUGUUACCAUUAGCCGAAUGCGAUCACGAGAUCAAGCUGUUAAUCCAAAUGUGUGUUGACGCAAAAUACUAUCGCCGACCCACGACCGAAGAAGCUUGUAAAACGAUCCGGGAAAUGAAUGAUAGAUUCGUGAGCACAGCAAUUUGCUUUGAAAACAACAACCGAAAUACACUCAUUCGCCCGCUCGGCUUCGACGGAACAAUGGAUGAAGUGUCUGUUUCUGACAGCUAUCUCAGUUUUUACGACAUCUACCACUGGAAUGAACCAAAGUACCGAGAAAACCGAAUCGAAAAAUUCAUCGCCCAAUUGGACUCUUUACCAAGAAAUUUCCACGAGUUGGAGAUAUUCUCGAAAAUCUAUCAAACGCUCUCUCCAGAAGAUUUUCUUAACAACCAUCUACCGGAGCUCUGCAAAACGGUGCUCAGAAAGGAAAUUCUGCAAUUUAUUGAGGCUCAACGUCUAUUUUUGUAUCCAUACACAUUCUACACCGAUGAAACGCCAUCAUUCCAAGAAUUCUCAAUCCCGGGAAAGCUACUCCAAUCAUUAAUCAAUGAAACAGUUUUGGUUUCUGAUAAAAAAAUUCAGAAAACGGUUUUGGAAAGGGAAUGGCGAGCGUUGAUUUUAUAUUUGUGGACACAAAGCUUAUUGAUGGAAGAUUCGUUCAAAAAACUUCACCAAAAGCUGGCCACCUUUUUCUCCGGUGAAAUUUUAGAGCUAGAACACCGAGAAGGAACUUUCUUCAUCGAAGCACCAUUACCCCUGAAUACUUAUGUCUUUCAAUUAAGCGUGAGUCCAAUUGGAUCAAAAGAGAUGAUUUACUCACAAUUGACAGCUAGAGAACUACUCGAUUACAACGCUGCUCACGCUUGGUUCACCGCUCGUCUUACAAGGGAAACCCCAAAAACGAAUCUUCCAGAAACAAUCGGCUUCUCGUGCUUCUACUUUUUCCGCACUAAACAGAUAAAGGAUAAAAUCUUCUCUAGACCCAAACGAUACCUCCUUUUCGAUCGACCCACUAAUGAUCAGCAAGUUCUAUGCUUGGAUUUGAGCACAAAACAAUUGCUCAAGAGAUACAUCAGAAAUGAGGAUAUCGAUGAGGAGAGAUUUCAGCUAAUGCAGUUCGACAAAUUGCUGGAGGUUUUGAAAAAGAAUGAAAGUCUGGAAAAUAAAGAAAAUAAA
This is a messenger RNA of Mesorhabditis belari, 1473 nucleotides long. NCBI's taxonomy places the organism in Eukaryota, Metazoa, Nematoda, Chromadorea, Rhabditida, Rhabditidae. The record is from the annotation of a GenBank genome assembly.